CCCCUCGGUGCCUGCGCGCGCGGGGGCUCCGCGCUCCGAGGCGGUGCCGCGAUGGGGCCGCGGCUGCUGCUGGUGCCGCUCGGCUGCUUCGCGCUGUUGCUGCCGCCGCCCGGCGCCGCCGAGUUCAGCCCCUCCCUGGACAGCGAUUUCACGUUCACGCUGCCCGCCGGCCGCAAGGAGUGCUUCUACCAGCCCAUGCGCAAGGAGGCCUCGCUGGAGCUCGAGUACCAGGUUCUAGAUGGAGCAGGAUUAGAUGUCGAUUUUCAUCUGCUGUCCCCAAAAGGUGAAACUCUAGUUUUUGAUGAAAGAAAAUCAGAUGGAGUUCAUACGGUAGAAACAGAAGAUGGGGAUUACAUGUUCUGCUUUGACAACACAUUCAGUACCAUUUCUGAAAAGGUAAUUUUCUUUGAACUGAUCCUGGACAAUAUGGGAGAAGAUGGUCAAGAUGAGGAAGACUGGAAGAAGUACGUUACAGGCACAGAUCUCCUAGACAUGAAAUUGGAAGAUAUUCUGGAAUCCAUCAACAGUGUCAAAGCCAGAUUAAGCAAAAGUGUCCAGAUUCAGACCCUGCUCAGAGCAUUUGAGGCUCGUGACCGAAACAUACAAGAAAGCAACUUUGACAGAGUGAAUUUCUGGUCCAUGGUCAACUUGGGAGUAAUGGUGGUGGUAUCAGCUGUUCAGGUUUACAUGUUGAAAAGUCUCUUUGAAGAUAAGAGGAAAAGUAGAACUUAAUAUUCAUUAAUGUUCAUAUUACGGUCAUAACAAUAUAACAGGUAUGGGGGAGAAGGGGAGUARUAAACCACGGUAAAGAAAAUAAAGGACUUUCAGGUUCUUUUGAGCAGACAGUAAAAAUCAGGUUUUCAAUUCAUGUUGGGCUUUUUGGGUGUGAUGGUGCCGGUCUUGUUUGUAUUUGGGGGGGUUUUCUGUUGUUUUUUGUGGUGGUUUGUUGGGGUUUUUUUUAAUGUAAUGCCUCCUUCCAAGCUCUCCCAUUUUUCCAAAUACUACUAACUAUUUUUUUGUACUUGUAGGAUUUGUUAAYGAUUGUUAAUGCCUACCUUAUGCAUAGCACAAUUGGUGCAUUUGCAAAGUAAUGUUAAUAUAACUGUCAUUUUUUUUCAUUUUCAUGUGAAAGUUGUAACUUAGACAUUGCUUUCGUUUUUGUUAAAUACUGAGUGAAUUUACAUGUGUGCCUAAGUUUACAGGAUUGGUAGUUACUGUCAGUUAUCUUCAAAGUUACAUGUYUUUUAAAAUCCUCUGCUUUUGUUCUUUGGCAUCAUGGAGAAACACUGRGCUAACUAUGUAAGAACCUGACAUCUCUUUUUAUAACAGAUGACUAAUAUCRGCACUUUAAAAAAAGCACCAUCAAUGUGAAAUUGAGUUAGUCUUGAAAAACAAUUGGAGAAAAUAGGUACAAUUCCUGUUCAURAAUCUUUCUGUCCUGUAGUUGCACCAAUCCUAUUUUCCUUUUUGGCUGUUACAUGAGACAAGUGACUACAUGGUAUUCAAACAAAUGUAGGCACACUUGAAGUAUGAUUUGCAAAUUCUUAGUUACUGUAACCUCAUGUAAUAGCUAAUUUUUUUUAAAGUAAUUUCUCAUGGCUUUUUCCUCUAAUAAAGGCAGGGGUAUGCCAAAACACACAUUGAUUGGUARUCUCAAAAUCCCUCUUAUUUUCCACUUUAUUUUUAUUACAAUUAUGACUAAUGUAAGAAUCAGGUGACUUACAUAGGCAUAUAAAACCAAAGCUGUUCACCUAAACUUUUCCUUUUUUGCUCACCCUGACAAGUCUUUCAGUUGUGUAAGUACACUCUCUUCAUAAAACCAGUGUUUCUGUAUCUAGCUGUUYAUAUGAAUAAGGCACAAAUUACAGGAGCAGUAAGUGCAGGCUUCAAGUUUUAUGAUCAACUGAACCUAUAGUAUCACUUAACUAAGACAAAGCUAAUAUCAAAUCAGAAGUUUAUAGUAUCUGGAUGAAGUGGCAUUUAAGUGUAGUGAAGGUAUAGAGUUUUUGCCAAAACCCCUGCUGCGUGAGAACUAACUUUUUUUUAGUAGUUCCAAGUUAGUAAUUUUCACAGUGUGCCAAGAGAUUGGAAUUUCUUGCAUAAAUGUGUUAACUACAUUUCAUCAUAAGAGUUUUUAAAAAACUUUAUUAAAAACCCUUUUAAAGAAGUGUUUUAAAAAGUGUAGUGUUGUGCCUGUUGUGGGGUCAUCUGUAUGAAUGGCAAAGUUGCAGCUUUGAGACUGUCUGUGAUUAAAUACYGAUUAUUGCAUAAAAACAGGGUCAUUAGGUGCACUGAAGAAAUACUUUGUUCAAAUGAAGCAGAUGCUAGCAARGGCUACAGAACAUAGGAACAGCACUUCAGUUUCAGCUUCAGACUAGAGGUCCUAGCAAUAAUAUUUCUAGUUUUUAUAAGCAAAAGUAUUAUUACUACAGAACUUGUUACAGAGGGCUCAAAGGCUGUUGAGCUACUUCAUCUUUCUGCAAAGCUGUGUCCAAAAUAAGACUAUACCCCUUUAGCCUAUUGGGUAUCUUACUUCCAUAUGAUGCUUUCUAAUGUAAACUGCCUGGAAUUAGAAAGCUUAUUUCUGUGAUAAGAAAAAUGUCUAGGAAAAAAUAACUCAGCUAGAGUAGAAAUAAUGUUUUCCUGCCAUUUCCCUGUCCAUCGGCCAUUCGCACUAUACCACAUCAUUAUCUUUGCUUGCAUCACCAUGUGUGAUGCUACAAACAUCUGCAAAACGCUGAACCAGCUCUGGGAAGCUGUGACUAAGACAUCUACCUCUGCUCUCCAAGCGACUAGAUUCAAGAUUUCAGCUUAGAACUCCAAGAAAUAAGCUCUGCCAAGUUUUCUAAGGGCACCUUAAGGGAUUUGGUUCCCUAGCUGCUCUGCUGUGCCUCUCUUGCAUUAGUUACACAUCAGUGGCAAAACUUUGGUGUCUCAGUUUAAUCUGCUCCUGAAUGCAGACUGCUCUAAUCAAAGAUGCAGUUCUGCUGCAGUUCAGUGUCUCCUGUUACAAGCAGUAAACUCUAGUAGAGGGGAAAUAAUGCAACAACAGGCAGCAAAGGUCAUCUGAGGAAAUUACUGGUUUGCGACUAAGAGCUCUGACUGUAUUUUCUCCUUAUUUAAGGUCCACUAUAGAAAAUGAAAGGGGGAAUAACUAGAAAGGUUCGUUGAUUUUGGCA
Messenger RNA from Malurus melanocephalus (red-backed fairy wren), 3179 nucleotides. RefSeq names its product transmembrane p24 trafficking protein 5 (gene TMED5). The coding region runs from base 52 to 732 and encodes 226 amino acids. Lineage: Eukaryota; Metazoa; Chordata; Aves; Passeriformes; Maluridae. The record is from RefSeq and is a predicted model, not a curated record. Gene Ontology annotation, biological process: intracellular protein transport; Golgi organization; endoplasmic reticulum to Golgi vesicle-mediated transport. Gene Ontology annotation, cellular component: Golgi apparatus; COPII-coated ER to Golgi transport vesicle; endoplasmic reticulum-Golgi intermediate compartment. The transcript is spliced from 4 exons.